Molecule: messenger RNA, 5040 nt
Organism: Bicyclus anynana (squinting bush brown)
Lineage: Eukaryota; Metazoa; Arthropoda; Insecta; Lepidoptera; Nymphalidae
Exons: 7
Coding region: 399-2180 (593 amino acids)
Cellular component (GO): Golgi apparatus
Molecular function (GO): protein binding
Source: RefSeq, a predicted model, not a curated record
UACGCCCGCUUCCGCCAUGUAAUCCCGGAAACCCAAUUGUCAGUGUGUUUGUAUUUAGGAAUUUGCGCAACAUUUCUGAACGAAUUCAGAUUAUUCAGAGCUCGGUGGCCGCGCCGCCGGGUCAGCCAAGCCAACCACACCACAGCCAGUGCGUCGGGGCCCGUUACGUCAGACGUACGUCGCUACUGCGUCUCGCUCUCGACAAAAUUCGGGAAAACCAAACAAUGUGAAAGGAAUGACACAUGAAAACCAAAACAAAAAAUGUGCGUGCUUCGUUAUUAGUUAAACUACACUUUAAUUGGAUGUUCGGCCCACAAAUCGUUUGAGGAAUUAUUGUCCACGUGGAACGAUUAGGAAAUAAUCUGAUCGAAUAACUGGGAUGCUGAGGGACCGAUGACAUGUGGACGUCGGUGGAGAGCGGCGGCAGCGAGCGCGCGGCGCCGUGUGCGCGCGGCAAGCACUCGGCCACGCUGCUGGGCGGCGCCGUGUACGUGCUGGGCGGGCGCGGCGCCGGCGGGGCCGUGCCGCUGCGAGACUUCUGGCGGUACUGUCUCGCGAGCCGGCGCUGGCAGCGGCUGGAGGCGCGCGGGGAGCCGCCGCCCGCGCUGCAGGAGCACAGCGCCACGGCGCACGGCAGCCGCCUCUACGUGUUCGGCGGCGAGGCGGGCGCGCUGUCCAACGAGACGCCGCUCUGGAUAUACGACACCGAGACGCAGAUCUGGCGCAAGCUGGCGGGGCAGCCGGACGGCGGGCGGCGCGCGCGGGCGCGGGGCGGCGCGGCGGCGAGCGGGCCGCGCGGGCGCCGGGGGCACUCGGCGCACGCGCUCAAGGACUGCCUGCUGGUGUACGGCGGGUACCGGGACCUGCGCGGCUCCACCAACGAGCUGUGGGCCUUCCACUACGAGACGGAGAGCUGGCAGCAGGUGCGCACGAGCGGCGCGGGCCCGGCGCGGCACCGGCACGCCGCCGCGCUGCAUGACUGCCGCCUGUACGUGCACGGCGGCCAGAGCGACCUGCGCGCCUGCGCCGACCUGUGGCACUACGACACCAUGUCGCGCGUGUGGACGCAGGUGCGCACGCCGCCCAAGCUGUCGCCCAGCGCGCGCAGCGGCCACGCGGGCGUGCGCGCCGGAGCACACCUCUACAUCUUCGGCGGCGAGGCCAACGGACACCCCACCAACGAGCUGUGGCGGUUCCACUUCGCUACGGAGACGUGGGAGCGAGUGAUGCAAAGCGUGAAGUGGCCGUCGGCGCGCGUGGACUGCCGCGCGCUGCUGGUGGGCGGCGCGCCGGCGGGCCGCGUUCGCAGCGCGCCGCUGGCGCCGGCGCGGGCCGACGGGCAGGCGCCGGCGCGGGUCGACGGGCAGGCGCGUUGCCGGCCCGACGCGCCCGCCGGCUUCCUGCGCGAGAUAUCCAAGCUGUCCAGCUUCCACAUCCGGCGCGCCGCGCGCUGCUCCUACACGGUGCUGGCGGGCGAGCAGGACUCCACCGAGAGCCUGCUGCGCACCGAGCUGUCCGGCCUGUCCAAGUCGCGCUCGGCCUACGUCAUCGACGAGCGGCUGCCGGCGGACGGCGACGAGGCGCCGCGCGCCGACGCCGACGGCCGGCGCUCGGAGAUGUCCCGCGAGCCGAUCUCCGUGCCGGACUUCGCCGACAUGAUCCUGCCGACGCCGGUGCUGUCGCCCGCCGAGGCGACCAAGCUCGUGUACCUGGACUCCGACGAGGAGGAAGACGUCGGACGCGACGCGAUGGCGCCGAAGCGCACCAAGAACGGGACGGUGGCGAGGAACAGGAUCGCGCCGCUCGCCAAGUCGGCCUCCGUCAAGUUCACCGAGGAGCCCUACACGGAGACGACGCUGACGACGGAGGACGAGGCCGAGAUGUCGACGUCCGACUACGCGAGCGCCGAGAGAGUCAACCGCCUGUCCGGCGCGUCGUCCGGCUUCAGCAAUCCUCACUACUUGGGGCCGGACGUGAGGAACCUGGGGUCCGCGCUGACGCCGGACUCCGGCGUGGGCCCCGGGGACAUCGAGCUGCAGGACCUGAGCGAGCGGCGCGCGCGCAGCGUGCCGCGAGGCGGCGAGCGGCAGCUUCACCUGCUGCUGGUGGGCGGCAAGGAGCCGCCGCACCUGGCGCUGCUGCAGAGUCCGCUGUCGAUGUGGACUUUCAAGCUAUUAUAAUUUGAAGCGCCUCCUUGAACUGAGGUUCGCAACGAGCACGUUUGACCUAGUGGUUCAAAAAACUAGUGUUGUCGACCACAUUUCCAUUCCAGCAUGGUUUUUGACAGUUUUAGCAUGAUUAUCGGAGAAAAGCAAACUUUUUUGAUAAAACCUUUAGGGGUUCUUGAUAUAGAUGCGUAUUAUAAUAACACUAUCAGAGGCGAUCACAGUAAACCCGAUAUGAUAGUACCUAUACCUAGGAUUAGGUAGAUAUUACUUAAAGGCGUCCAUUUUUGACAGAAGAUAUUGAAUUCCUAUUGGAAUUAAAACGAAAGGUAUCUACUCUAUCGUUUCCAUAAGAAUCCAACAGCAAUAUAUAUCUAAGGACGCGGCUAUGCCUGAGGCUCGCACAAACAGGAGUAUAAUUCUAACUAAUGGUGAUACUCGAUUCUGUUCAAUUUGUAACCGGGGUCCGGAAACCGUACCAUAUAAUGUACGGGAAUAUAAAAAAAAACAAUGAUACCACCAGUUAAAAGUAGGGACAUUUUGCAUUUUUGUGAAGAGUAAUGUGUACCUUCCAAUUUAUUAGACUUAGAAUUUAUAACGUAACAGUUAUCUUUGUAAAAAAACAACAUGUAUGUAUUUAUAGUUGUAGUAGUAAAAUACCAGGCUUGAGAUUUUCUAUGAAAUACCUAUACGCAACGAUUUUAUACUAUGAGAAUCUUUACCUAUACGUCAAACUUGUCGUACCUAUCUACAUUCAAAAUAACGUCAACAAAUAUACGAGUAGCUGUAUAGUACGCGGCCUAUAAGUUAAACUGCGCAGUAACACAUUUUCAACAUAAUACGUUGACGACAACUCAUUCGCAUUCGAUUCUUUUAACGACGAAUUUUUAAUUAUUUGUUAUUUUUAGUAUACGUAUUACCUCUCAUUCUAAAAGGAGACUCGAGCUCAGCAAUGAGCCAUAUUGGUUGAUAUUGAUGAGGUUCCUAUUGCGCAACCACGGAUCACCUGCACGCGGGGUUUAUUGUUCCAGCAAUGAUGACCGCCUUUUGGUUCGACUUAUGUGCCGGGGUCUAUACACCUACUUGUAUGAUUGUAGGUAUUUCGAUUUCAGAGUCGGAGAAUUGGGUCGUGAUAGUCUAGCGGUAUUAUUUAUUGAUAGGCUUAAGAAGUAAAUAGGUAGGUAGUUAGGAACUUAUCCAUCCAUAACAUUUCAUCCGUGCUUCAACCUUCUACUAGGUACGUCGCUAACUAAUCUGUGAAUUUGUAAAAAAACAAAUACAUUAAUACCUGGAUUUACAUUUAGGUAAGUUUCACCAUAGAUUUAAGAUUACCAUCUAUAUUUCUUGGUGCAAGACGCUAAUUGUAUGGCACAGAUAUAUAUUUAAAUUUUGUAAUUAUUAUAGACGUUCAUGUCUAUUGUUUUUGAGGGUACAAUCGGUGCCAAGUUAAAUAAAUAAUUUAGAUUUUAGACAACCAAUUAUUAUCAAUCCGUAGUUUUUUUUUCAUUUUAUUAAUUGUACUUUGUUAGUUUUGUCUUUAUUAUUAUGUUAUUGUUGUAAUUCCUUGUAGAAUACUCAUUUAUUGUUAUUUUUUAUUUAUUGUGAUAUUUUAAAUGUUAUACGUAGCACUUAUGAUAAAACCAAAACGUUCUAAACUAGAUAUAAGAGUUCAAACAUUAACAACAUUCAAGUCAUCAGUGACAUGUAUAAUCUGUGACAUCAGCAAGUUCAGUAAUAGAACAGUAGUCAGUACCUACAACAGUAUGUAAACUCACUCUAUAAUCAAUACUUGGUUACCAAAAGCAAGAAAGCAAUAAUAAGUCUCGGCGCGCGGCAACACAAGUGCACUAACAUAAUCCGUGGACAUUACAUUAAUAACGAUUAAUUGUAUAACAACUAGUUUCGACUAAUAAAUCGUACCUGUAACCUGCUCUGACACAGACUCGUACAGACUACUUUAGUAAUUUAGUCGAGUACGAACAAUUUUUGAAUUUACCGCCCAGAAGUCGUGCGUUCUCGACUAAAAUACUAAAGUAGUCCGAACUAGGCCAUACGCUUGUGCAACACUACUAAGUACUGAAUCUCGGUUUUGAACAUGGAUUUAAUGUAUUAUAUCUAAAGGUGCUGAUAUUGAACAUUACUUGUAAUGAGCCUUCGUGCCAAUGUUACAUCACAGAAAAGUACCAAGUCUCGGAACCAUAGGUCAUCACUGGCAACACGCACUGUUCGAAGACUUUUGAAUUCUUUCUUUCUUUUGUCUCGUUGUUCAGUUCGACAAAAUAUAUAAAAACGGCGAAUGCUCGAUGUUCAAGUCUAUCAGCCUCUAUCAGCACAUUAUGGUUUCUAAUACAAUUCAACACCAGAUCGCGCAUGUUCAUUAAAAAUAAUUUAUUUAUUUUGCUAUUCUGCGAUAUCAGCCCCUGUAGCCAAGAGGCACGUCGAUUCGCUUUCUACGAUCGCAAACGCUUCGAAAACUAGAAAAAUGUAUGCUGAUGACAUUUGCUAUCGACAGGUCACGUGAUCAAGAUCUGUCAUUCCCACAGUUUUCGAAGCGUUUGCGAUCGUAGAAAGAGAAUAGACGUGCGACGUGAAAUGAUUCAAAGAAUAAAUGUUCUCAAUGCCACUUUUGUCGAAGAUAUGGUCGGCAGACAUUAUAAUAAAUGUACCUACUCGUAGAUAUUGUAUCACUUCCUUGAAUUGCAAGUUACAGAUGUACGUACCUACAUUUCUUCAUUUUUAUAGGACUAAGUUUGCAUUUACUAGAGCGACCACACUCGACUUCCCUGUCUGUCCCGAGUUACUGUAAUGUUAACAUUUUUUGUUCUAUGUACAUGUAUUUUUGAGUUAAUAAAAAUCCAGAUGUUUCUAAAAAAAA